UUUUCACAUACUUCCCCCAAUCAUCAUCCUAUAUUCCUAUUCCUAUAUCAAAUUCUGCAGAGUCUCCUCUCUUCAUCUCUCUCUCUCUCUCUCGUUCUUCUUGCAAUGGAUCGGACACAAAUUCUUCUCGUUGGGUUACCAAUCUUCCUCUUCUUCUCCGAUGUCUUUAACCUUUUCGCUCCUGCGCCACCUCCCAAACCAACCCAUCACCACCGUCACCAUCCCAUUCCUCAGCCUCAACCGCAUCUUCAGAAACCCCUUGACUUCCCUGCGCAGAAACAGAGUGGGAUUGGUCCAAUUGGGGUUGGCAAUACUGUCAACAUUGACUUCUGCACUUCCUGCUCUUACAAGGGAAAUGCGGUAACAGUUAAAAACAUGCUCGAAUCUGUAUUCCCGGGGAUUAAUGUUGUUUUGGCUAACUAUCCACCUCCACUUCCGAAACGUGUUCUCAGCAAAAUAAUUCCAGUGGUGCAAACAGGAAUUGUUGUGAGUAUAGUUGCAGGUGACCAGAUAUUCCCCAGAUUGGGAUUUGUACCACCACCAUGGUACUAUUCCUUGCGCGCCAAUAAGUUUAGAAGCAUUGCAAGCACUUGGCUUUUUGCGAAUUUCAUUCAAUCCUUCCUUCAAAGUUCUGGUGCUUUUGAAGUAUAUUGCAAUGGUGAAUUGGUGUUUUCCAAGCUGAAGGAGAACAGGUUCCCUGGUGAAAUUGAGUUGAAAGAUCUCGUGGAAAGAAGAUUAGCUAAUACAAGAUUCUUCAAUAGUGUUGAAGGUGCUUCAAGCGCUAGAACCGUCAUAUAGCUUAUUGGCAAUUAGAUUCUGACAAAGAUAGCUGACAAGAAUUCAAGUAGAAGAAAUGAAUGAUACAGAAAUCAAAAUUUUAUUUAGUGUUUAUGUAAUGUUUUAUGUGCACUGAUCAAACAUUGGUUUUACCAAGCCCUUCACUUUUGAAGCCUCUCUUUCCAUAGAAAUUUGUUCUCAUAGAAAUAAAAUUCCUCUAUUUACGAACAUGAACAGUGGUUGUACUGAGGUUAAAAGGCAAAUGUUUAACUUAGUAACACCUCUGAGUUCAGAUGGAAUCACUGGUACAAACAGUUGUACAGUUUCUGUAAGUUUAUGAAGGAUCGGAUUUUCGUAAAGUAAUGUAAUACUACUCAAAGGAAA
Molecule: messenger RNA, 1161 nt
Organism: Lotus japonicus
Lineage: Eukaryota; Viridiplantae; Streptophyta; Magnoliopsida; Fabales; Fabaceae
Product: selT-like protein
Exons: 4
Coding region: 106-798 (230 amino acids)
Biological process (GO): cell redox homeostasis
Cellular component (GO): endoplasmic reticulum membrane
Molecular function (GO): thioredoxin-disulfide reductase (NADPH) activity
Source: RefSeq, a predicted model, not a curated record